CUUAGAGGCAACCAAUGAGGACCGAAGAUAUUGAGAGGUGUGGCCUGCGUUAGUGAUUUCAAACCCUGCUGAGAAGCGGCCCAAGCGCUGCCUUACCGCGCGGCCCAGGAAUUACCGUGAAGAAUUAAAAGAAACUGAAGCAUCAUGGGGGAUGAUAGUGAAUGGAUGAAAUUACCCAUUGAUCAGAAAUGUGAACACAAGUUGUGGAAGGCCCGGUUAAAUGGGUAUGAAGAAGCCUUGAAACUGUUUGAGAAGAUAGAUGAUGAGAAGAGCCCUGAAUGGUCCAAGUAUCUUGGACUUAUAAAGAAAUUUGUGACAGACUCCAAUGCAGUAGCGCAGCUGAAAGGUUUGGAAGCAGCACUUGCCUAUGUCGAAAAUGCUCAUGUAGCAGGAAAAACAACAGGAGAAGUAGUGUCUGGAGUUGUAAACAAAGUCUUCAAUCAACCUAAAGCUAAGGCCAAGGAGCUAGGCAUAGACAUAUGUCUUAUGUUUAUUGAAAUUGAGAAGGGGGAAACAGUACAAGAAGAACUGCUGAAAGGCUUCGACAAUAAGAAUCCCAAGAUCAUAGUAGCAUGUAUUGAGACGCUGAGGAGAGCACUAAGUGAAUUUGGCUCCAAAAUAAUCUCAUUGAAGCCAAUAAUCAAGGUAUUGCCAAAACUUUUUGAGUCUCGAGAGAAGGCUGUUCGAGAUGAAGCCAAACUUCUUGCUGUUGAGAUCUAUCGAUGGAUAAGGGACGCUCUAAGGCCUCCGCUACAAAAUAUAAACUCUCUUCAGUUAAAAGAACUAGAAGAAGAAUGGGUCAAACUGCCAUCGUCUGCCCCCAAGCAGACCAGAUUCCUUCGCUCCCAGCAAGAAAUGAAGGCAAAGUUUGAGCAGCAGCAGGCAGCUGGUGGGGAUGCAGAUGGAGGUGGAGAUGAUACUGAUGAAGCUAUUCCACAGGUGGAUGCUUAUGAACUUCUGGAAGCAGUUGAAAUUCUCUCCAAGCUUCCUAAAGAUUUCUAUGAUAAAAUUGAGGCCAAAAAAUGGCAGGAGAGGAAAGAAGCUUUGGAAGCAGUUGAACUACUGGUUAAAAAUCCCAAGCUGGAAGCUGGAGACUAUGCAGAUUUGGUGAAAGCUCUUAAGAAGGUUGUUGGAAAAGAUACCAAUGUGAUGUUGGUUGCUUUAGCUGCUAAAUGCCUUGCUGGAUUGGCUACUGGACUCAGAAAGAAAUUUGGACAGUAUGCAGGUCAUGUCGUCCCAACUAUCCUGGAAAAGUUCAAAGAGAAGAAGCCUCAGGUGGUGCAAGCUUUGCAAGAAGCCAUCGAUGCCAUAUUCCUUACAACUACACUCCAAAAUCUCAGUGAGGAUAUAUUGGCUGUGAUGGAUAACAAAAACCCAACCAUCAAGCAGCAGACCUCCCUCUUCAUUGCAAGAAGCUUCCGUCACUGCACUCCUUCUACUUUGCCCAAGGCCCUACUCAAGCCUUUCUGUGCUGCUCUCCUUAAGCAUAUUAAUGAUUCGGCUCCUGAGGUUAGAGAUGCUGCAUUUGAAGCCUUGGGUACUGCUUUGAAAGUAGUAGGUGAGAAAGCUGUGAAUCCAUUCCUGACAGAUGUGGACAAACUGAAGUUAGACCGGAUCAAAGAGUGUGCUGAAAAAGUGGAGCUGGCUGCUGGAGGUAGAGUUGUUGGAGGAGCUGACAGAAAGGAGAACAAACCUGUUGCUGGGAAGGCUCCAACUCUUUCGGGGGCUGCUGGUGAUAAAGACACAAAAGAUAAUGUGGCCAAAUCUGGUCCAGUGAAAAAGGCACCUGCUGCUAAGGUCGGUGGGCCAUCGAAGAAGGCCAAGCCAGUUACUGCUGGUGGAGCUGUAAGUUCUGGAACAAAAGGCAAGAAGGGAACUGAAGUAAAGGAAAUAUUUGAGCCAGAGCUUUCGAUAGAGAUGUGUGAGGAGAAGGCUUCAGCUGUCCUCCCAGCUGCUUGCCUGCAGCAGUUAGAUAGUGGCAACUGGAAGGAAAGGCUUGCUUGCAUGGAAGAAUUUCAAAAGGCUGUGGAGCUAAUGGACAGAGCUGAGAUGCCUUGUCAGGCUCUAGUAAGGAUGUUGGCAAAGAAACCUGGAUGGAAGGAGACCAACUUCCAGGUGAUGCAGAUAAAACUUCGAAUAGUUGCUUUGGUUGCUCAGAAAGGAAACUUCUCCAAAACAUCUGCUCAGAUUGUGCUGGAUGGUCUUGUGGACAAAAUUGGUGAUGUAAAAUGUGGGAACAAUGCAAAAGAAGCACUAACAGCGAUAGCAGAGGCUUGUCAACUACCUUGGACUGCUGAACAGGUUAUGUCCCUGGCCUUUUCACAGAAGAAUCCAAAGAACCAAUCAGAGACUUUGAACUGGCUCUCAAAUGCUAUCAAAGAGUUUGGGUUUGCAGGAUUGAAUGUAAAAGCUUUUAUCAGCAAUGUUAAGACUGCUCUUGCAGCUACAAAUCCUGCUGUGAGAACAUCUGCCAUAACUCUGUUAGGUGUCAUGUAUCUGUAUGUGGGCCCCCCUUUGCGGAUGUUCUUUGAGGAUGAAAAACCUGCUCUUCUUUCCCAAAUAGAUGCUGAGUUUGAAAAAAUGCAAGGACAAACACCACCUGCUCCAAGUCGAGGCAAUUCUAGGCAUACUGUUGGCAGUGGAGAUGAUGGUGAGGAAGGCGAAGAGCAGGAGGAGGCAGGAAAUGAUGUUGUGGAUCUGUUGCCAAGAACCGAUAUCAGUGAUAGGAUCACCUCUGAACUGGUGUCUAAGAUUGGUGAUAAAAACUGGAAAAUCCGAAAGGAAGGUCUAGAUGAAGUAACAACCAUAAUUAAUGAAGCCAAAUUCAUACAGCCAAAUAUAGGUGAACUUGCACCUGCUUUGAAGAGUCGUCUCAAUGAUUCCAAUAAAAUCCUGGUGCAACAAACUCUGAGUAUUCUGCAGCAACUGGCCACUGCUAUGGGCCCAAAUAUCAAGCAACAUGUGAAAAACCUGGGCAUUGCUAUCAUCACAAUCCUUGGAGACAGUAAGAACAAUGUACGGACAGCUUCUUUAACUACUGUCAAUGCCUGGACAGAACAAACAGGAAUGAAAGAGUGGUUGGAAGGGGAAGACUUGUCUGAAGAGCUAAAGAAGGAGAACCCUUUCCUAAGGCAAGAGCUUUUAGGUUGGCUGGCAGAUAAGUUGCCAACUCUCCGUAGUGUCCCCUCAGACUUGGCUUUAUGUGUGCCUCACCUGUACUCUUGCUUGGAGGAUCGAAAUGGAGAUGUCCGUAAAAAGGCACAAGAUGUAUUGCCUUUCUUCAUGAUGCACCUGGGAUUUGAGAAGAUGGCCAAAGCCACUGGCAAGCUGAAGCCAGCUUCCAAAGACCAAGUACUGGCCAUGCUUGAAAAAGCCAAAGCCAAUAUGCCUGCCAAACCUGCGCCACCUAACAAGACAUCUUCCAGAUCAAUAGGAGCAGCUCCAGCCAAAUCACAGUCUGCAUCAGGUUUUGGUGAAGAGUCUUCGUCUAGCACUGUGGAGACCAAGGUAGAUGCCAAAAAGGCCAAAGCAGGAGGAACUGCCCCUAAAACUAAGCAUUCUGAUGCUAAUACAAGCUUCACCAAAGGCAGUAAUGUGACAAAGAACAGACCUAUCAAACCGGGUAUACAGGGGAAGAAGGUACCAAGCAAGUCCAACCUGAAGGAAGAUGAUGAUAGAUCUGGCCCAGUUUUUAUUGUGGUUCCAAAUGGGAAAGAACAAAGGAUGAAAGAUGAAAAAGGAUUAAAAGUUUUGAAAUGGAAUUUCACUACACCUCGUGAUGAAUAUAUUGAACAGUUGAAGACUCAAAUGUCCAGCUGUGUUGCUAAGUGGUUACAAGAUGAGAUGUUCCAUGCAGAUUUUCAACACCACAACAAAGCUCUUGGUGUAAUGAUUGAGCAUUUGGAGAGUGAAAAGGAGGGAGUUAUCAAUUGUUUGGAUCUGAUCCUAAAAUGGCUUACCCUGAGAUUUUUUGACACUAACACAAGUGUCCUGAUGAAGACUCUGGAGUACCUCAAACUGCUCUUUACCAUGUUGAACCAAGAAGAGUACCAUCUUACUGAAAAUGAGGCCACCUCCUUCAUCCCAUAUCUUAUUUUAAAGGUUGGAGAACCAAAAGAUGUUGUCCGUAGGGAUGUGCGUGCCAUUCUGAAUAGGAUGUGCCUUGUCUACCCAGCCAGCAAGAUGUUCACUUUCAUAAUGGAAGGAACAAAGUCAAAGAAUUCAAAACAGCGGGCAGAGUGCUUGGAAGAGCUGGGAUGUCUAGUUGAAUCGUAUGGCAUGAAUGUGUGUCAGCCAACCCCAGGCAAAGCCUUAAAGGAAAUAGCAAUUCACAUUGGUGACAGAGACAAUACUGUCAGAAAUGCUGCUCUCAACACCAUUGUAACAGUUUACAAUGUACAUGGGGACCAGGUGUUCAAGCUGAUUGGGAAUCUUUCUGAGAAGGACAUGAGCAUGUUGGAAGAACGAAUAAAGAGGUCUGCUAAGAGGCCAAAUACUGCUUUAGCAAGGCAGGUGGAGGAGAAACCACAGCGCAUUCAGAAUCCCAGUGUCAACACUAACAUGCUCCGGAAGGGACCAGCUGAAGACAUGUCUUCCAAGCUGAACCAAGCCCGUAACAUGAGUGGCCAUCCAGAGACAACACAUUCAGUUCCACGAGAGUUUCAGCUGGAUUUAGACGAGAUAGAAAAUGAUAAUGGCACAGUGCGAUGUGAAAUGCCAGCACUUGUCCAACACAAACUGGAUGACAUCUUUGAACCAGUGUUAAUCCCUGAACCCAAGAUCCGUGCUGUGUCUCCACACUUUGAUGAUAUGCACAGUAACACAGCAUCCACCAUCAAUUUUGUAAUUUCCCAGGUAGCUAGUGGUGAUAUCAGUACUAGCAUCCAAGCUCUUGCACAGAUUGAUGAAGUUCUGAGACAAGAGGACAAAGCAGAAGCUAUGUCUGGCCACAUUGAUCAGUUCCUAAUAGCUACAUUCAUGCAGCUCCGGCUGAUUUACAAUACUCACAUGGCUGAUGAGAAACUGGACAAGGAUGAGAUAGUCAAAUUGUACAGCUGCAUAAUUGGAAACAUGAUUUCGCUGUUCCAAAUUGAAAGCUUGGCCAGGGAGGCCUCUGCAGGAGUUCUGAAGGACUUGAUGCAUGGCCUCAUUACCUUAAUGCUGGAUUCAAGAGUUGAAGACCUAGAGGAAGGCCAGCAAGUUAUCAGAUCUGUUAACCUACUCGUGGUAAAAGUUCUGGAGAAAUCUGACCAGACCAACAUUUUGAGUGCCCUGCUUGUUCUACUCCAGGACAGUCUGUUAGCAACUGCAAGCUCCCCCAAGUUCUCAGAACUUGUAAUGAAGUGUUUAUGGAGAAUGGUAAGACUUCUUCCUGAAACAAUCAACACUAUCAACCUGGAUCGAAUCAUGUUGGACAUCCACACCUUUAUGAAAGUGUUUCCCAAGGAGAAAUUAAAGCAGUGCAAGAGUGAAUUCCCAAUACGAACGCUGAAGACUUUGAUUCACACCUUGUGUAAGCUCAAGGGACCCAAGAUCUUAGAUCAUCUAACAAUGAUAGAUAACAAGAAUGAGUCAGAGUUGGAAGCUCACCUGUGCAGAGUAAUGAAACACUCCUUGGACCAAACUGGAAGUAAAUCUGAUAAAGGCUCAGAAAAAGGAGCUUCUCGCAUAGAGGAAAAGCCACCAAAGGCCAAAGUGAAUGAUAUUCUAGCAGAGAUAUUUAAGAAGAUUGGAUCUAAAGAAAACACAAAAGAGGGUCUAGCAGAGCUGUAUGAAUAUAAAAAGAAGUAUUCUGAUGCAGACAUUGAGCCAUUCCUAAAAAACUCAUCACAGUUCUUUCAGAGCUAUGUAGAACGAGGUCUCCGGCUGAUUGAAAUGGAAAGAGAAGGCAAAGGACGCAUUCCUUCCUCUACAGGGGUUUCUCCACAGAUGGAAGUACAAUGUAUUCCCACUCCCACCAAUACAGUCUCCUCAUCUAUAGGAAAUUCAAAUGGGGAAGAGGUGGGACCUUCUGUUUACUUAGAAAGGCUAAAAAUCCUCCGACAGCGAUGUGGCCUUGAUAAUGCAAAGCAGGAAGACAGAGCCCCGCUGACCUCCCAGUUGUCCAAACCAUCACUCCCAACAGUUGCAUCCUCCACAGAUAUGCUCCACAGUAAGCUUUCACAGCUGCGCGAGUCACGUGAACAAUACCAGCACAUCGAUCUGGACUCCAAUCAGACCCACUCCUCCGGCAUUGGAACUACCACUUCUUCCUCCACAUCCAAUAUCGAUGACUUGAAAAAAAGACUGGAGAGAAUAAAAAGCAGUCGCAAGUGAAAUUGCGUGAGACAGUGUGGCUGUUGCGAAGCUGUCUAUCUUUAGUUUACUAAACUAGAAGUCUUCAUAGUUAAGUGGCCUCAUGUAGGCCUUAUGUAUACAAACUGGUUUUCUGUGUAUAAUACAGCAGAUCUUGGAGGAGGAUCCAAGUCAUUGUGGCACAAAUCUUUGUACAUACUUUGCUUCUCUGUGAGCAUUUCUUGACUGUAGAAGACUGUCCGUGUAGUAGUUUUAGUGUACAGAGCUGUAAACAACCAUUCUCCUGCUCAGUCCUGUUUCUCAUAACUUGUUUUUAUUUGUUGAAUUGUCUGAUCUCUCUUAGCUCUCCUAACUCUUAGAAGCUUUUUGGUGGAUUCAUUUUUAAUUUUGUGAAUUUCUUUAUAUAAUCCUGUUUCUGGACGGACGCAUGGCAUGAAGUAACUAAUUUAAGUGUCUUUUUGUAAAUAAAGUUUGCAUUAACUCUCUGUGGGAGCAACAGUGACUGUUGGUGGGGAGUGACUAUCCAUGUUCCAAGUUGCUAGUGGCUCAGCAGUUCUAUAUGCUACUGAGCUGCUGUCUAAAUUCUGGCAGCAGAUUAGAAAAGCUGAGAAGCUACAAGUUCAAACAUGGCUCCAGUGAAAGAAGCCUUUGAUAUUUUUCUUAGCAAUAUUGUUGCUCUUACCACGGCUUCAGAAAUAGUUUGGGUAGAGGCAAAACAGCUUAAUGUCCCACAAGUUUUUCCAAGCCCUUCUUCAUAGUAUCUUAAUAUAGUUAGCCAGCAAGUGCUAUAUAACACACUUGGGGUUUUUUGUUACUUUCUGAGAACUGGAACUUCAGCAAUGUAGAAAUCCAGUAUCUUACAUUCAAUACAGGUUGGGCUGAAUUGUUCUAAAAAUACUUACAAUAUGCUAAUUUGGUUUCUGCAUAUGGUCGGUUCUGUUGUCAACUAAAAGCUGCUAGAAAGUGGUAGUAAAUGUAUGACCACGGGUUGCGGCUGUUGCUCAAGACUCUGCUUUCAAAAUACUUGUGCACUGAAGUGGAUCAAAUGUUGUGACAGUGGAAGGACACCAGUUUAAAUGAUGGUGGAGAGUUUUCUGACUGAUGUGCUGUUCCUAUGUGUAUCGGUUAUGUAUUUGUUUGCCUCUUAGGAUGUAAGUCCAAAAGCUGCUUCAGCACACAGAGUUUCUGUAGCAUUUUCCAGCUUAUUGAUUCCUGUUUGUCCCUCCUAAGAGGUUUUGAACUAAAUGCUGUUGCCUCAACUGCAUGGUCACCAUGAGGGUAUAAUAAAUGCACUGAUUUGUAAAGCAUGGGCAGGCAGAAUUACAGUCUGCAGGUAUGUGUCAUAGAUGGAAUUCGAAAAUGAUGUGAAGCUGCUGGGAAAUCCGAUGCUUUAUCUUAAAAAAAAAGUUGCUUUCACCCACCUCCCCCACCCCAUACCCAUCACUCUAGUCUGUGGCUUUAGUUUUGAUACUAUUUGCCAUUUCAAUAUUGGUUUCAGAAAUACCCUGUUUAAGCCACUUUUAGCUUAACCCAGAGCCAAUGGAAAUGUUUCUACCAUACAUUUGAAUAAAUGUUACAUUUUACUAUUAA
Molecule: messenger RNA, 7884 nt
Organism: Pogona vitticeps (central bearded dragon)
Lineage: Eukaryota; Metazoa; Chordata; Lepidosauria; Squamata; Agamidae
Gene: CKAP5
Product: cytoskeleton associated protein 5
Biological process (GO): microtubule polymerization; spindle organization; establishment or maintenance of microtubule cytoskeleton polarity
Molecular function (GO): microtubule plus end polymerase activity; microtubule plus-end binding
Source: RefSeq, a predicted model, not a curated record